GGCUGGGCCGGGCCGGGCCAGGAGCUACCGGCGGAGAGCAGCCCCGGGGAGGGAGCGGCUGGCAGCGGGAUUCCCUGCAGGACACCGUUUCGGCUUCGGGAACGGGGUAUUCUGUGUUAACAAUUACAAGCAGAUACACAGCAAUGCAAGCACAUACGCCUGCACCAGCACCUGGAUUUUACAACGCUAACAUUGCACCAGGAAAUCAAAUCCCCUAUGGCUACUCACAGCAGGGACCUGGGACUUAUCAAGGUUUCUCAGAUGUGGGUAGCUAUGGUUUCCAGCCACAGGCCAUGGAUGGCCCAGCUGGAUAUGCUGUUCCACCCAUCCAGAACCAGCCCAUCAUGAAUGAAAGGACAAUCUGGAUGCCUGUCCCUCCUUCUCUUCCCAACUGCCCUCCCGGACUGGAAUACCUCACUCAGAUUGACCAGAUAUUAAUUCAUCAGCAAACUGAACUUCUUGAGAUUUUGAGUGGCUUUGUAGCAAACAACAAAUACGAAAUCAAGAAUGUGCUGGGGCAAAGGGUGUACUUUGCAGUAGAGGAAAAUGACUGCUGUACCAGGAAUUGCUUUGGGCCAUCACGAGCCUUCACCAUCCGGAUUAUAGACAACCUGGGCCAUGAGGUGAUAACCCUGCAGAGACCCUGCCGCUGCUCCUUAUGCUGCUUUCCCUGCUGCCUACAGGAGCUGGAAGUCCAGGCACCUCCAGGAACAACAGUUGGUUACGUUGUCCAGAACUGGCAUAUCUGUCUGCCAAAGUUUACCAUUCAAGAUGAGAACAGAAAGGAUAUACUGAAAAUUAUUGGCCCAUGUGUUGUCUGCCGCUGUUGUGAGGACGUUCAUUUUGAGGUGAAGUCUUUGGAUGAGACUGCUACUAUUGGGAGGAUUUCUAAGCAGUGGACUGGGCUUGUGAAAGAAGUCUUUACAGGUGCAGAUAACUUUGGAAUCGCAUUCCCAAUGGACCUUGAUGUAAAAAUGAAAGCUGUCCUGCUCGGUGCUUGCUUCCUUAUCGACUUCAUGUUUUUUGAACAUGCUGGUGAGUAAGAAUUUGGCAAUGAAAUCUGUAACAUUUAAUAUAGAAGAGGAACAUAGAUCUCCCAACACACCACCGGAUUGUGGAGCUACAGUAAGAAUGUGAGAAAUGUACAUUUUGUACUUGCAGUUAUAUUUCUAUAAACUAAAAGUUUUAUGUUUUUGUGGUUUUGUUUUGUAAUCUGAUGAAAUAAUUUGUUCUGUUCCAAUAAGAAGCCUUUUCCUGUACAGAUCAAUACUGUAACUUACAGAAAUAUAUAGCAACAUUUUGGAAUUAUAAAUAUACAGAAAUAUAAAAUGAUUACUUACAAUUACAUUUAUUCCUAAAAAAGAUAAUACUUUCUAUAUGCAUUAUUAAUAGAAGCUGUGGGCCUAAUAAAGGUGUCCUCAUCUUUUCCUGUGUAUCCUUUGGUAGUUUUGCCUUGGUGUUCACAUUCUGCUGUUUUCAACUUAUAAAAUAACAAAGUAAGAUAAAGAACUAUCAGAAAUCCCUGAAAAAUUGUAUUAAUCUAUUGACAAAUCUGGUGUCAAACCUGGCUCCCUUAGCAUAACUUGGUUUUAUAACUUCAGUUGUUUUGAAACUUAAGACUUUGAUUUUCACCCACAGUUAUUUUAGAGGAGACAGGAAAUACAAAUACCUGUGGUUGCUCCUGUUUAAUAAUCCAUUAGUAAUUUCUUGGUGCAUGAGUGUGUGCUUUCCUGAGGCAAGGAAAAGCUGGUUACUUAAUUUUAAGUUUCUCCAGUCCUCUUUCCCCAUCAUUUAGUCCGUUGUUUUCACAGAUUUUAGGUCUGCAUGAGUGAGGGUGCUGGAAUAACAGAAGAGUUUAAUUUCAAAAGCAGACACAUGAAACAGCAAGUCUAUUUCAUAGAAUUUAUAGCUUUAUUUAAAUGUGUAAGAAAGGGAUAAAUUUGCAGGGGUUUCACUGCAGCUUCACACAAGUACGUGCACAUGGUGGUUCUUGGGAUCCAGCUAUGGGUAAAGGUCCUUGCCAGUAUUUUCAGUUGAAUUCUAAUUCUGCUACAAGUUCCUUUUGUUCAGUAUUUUUGAUUUAUGCAUUGCUCCUGGCCAGUACCAAACAGAGAAAGAUAAGUGAACUCUUCCUACUGUGUACCUGAAAUCUCUUUGUUGUCAUAAGAACUGAUCAAACUUGUGACAACAAUCUUAUACUAUUCUGAAAGUCUUAAAAAUUGUAUAUGAUGCCUUAUUGAAGUUAGCUUAUGCUGCUAGGGAAAAAAUUCUUUGAAUAUGGUGUCUUCUGUAAUAAGGAUUGCAAGAGGUGCAUUUGUGACUCAGCAAUAUUAGGAAAUUUAAUUACUGCAAUUUUGAAAAUAUUCUGUUCUUUAUUGAUCAGCUUAUUAAUGAGAUACAGAAAACUCAGUCUUUCUAAAAUCUGCUAAAAGUUUUUGAUUGCUUCAGAAGCUACACAUAUAGAACCAAAGUAACAAACCCAGUACCAGACCUGUCCUGCAGGGAUUCAUAUGGCUCAGCCCAUCAGUAUUAUUUUUCCUCAAGGGGUGACACAUGGGUUGACUUCUGAAAUCCCAAGCUCAAGCAUGUUUAGUAGCUGCACUUUCAACAGAGAGCAGACUUACUGAAAUAUUCCAUGAACAUGUUUUUAGAGUUAUUUGAAAAUACCAGUUUAAUUCCAUGGCAGAUCCUGCAUAGAAUUUAAAUUUACUUUUUGCUUUAGAGUGAAGGGGUUUUGUGGCUAUUUAAGGAAUAGAUGGAAUAUUAUUACCCAAGAAGGCAAAAACAGUGAUACCUUUGCCUGUACUAAAAAAGCAUCUUGCACCACAAAUUCAUCCCUUGAUAAUAAAUGGUGGAAUGUAUGCAAAUUAAAGUAAGGAAUUAGGACCUUGGCCUAAGGGGACAUAACCUGGUGAUUUUAUUUAUAUUACUCUAAAUAAUUUAAAAAUUGUUAAAAUGUUGUGCUUAGGUAUUCACCAUAAGCCCUGGAAGCACUGUUGCCCCAACAAUCUUGAAUGCAAAGUUAUACAGAAAAAUUCGCAGGUAUCUCUGUAGAGCAGAGAGGGAAGAAUCGGAGGAUGCAAACA
Calypte anna (Anna's hummingbird) is the source of this 3086-nucleotide messenger RNA. RefSeq names its product phospholipid scramblase 1. The transcript is spliced from 9 exons. Gene Ontology annotation, molecular function: phospholipid scramblase activity. NCBI's taxonomy places the organism in Eukaryota, Metazoa, Chordata, Aves, Apodiformes, Trochilidae. The record is from RefSeq and is a predicted model, not a curated record. The coding region runs from base 144 to 1043 and encodes 299 amino acids. Gene Ontology annotation, cellular component: plasma membrane. Gene Ontology annotation, biological process: plasma membrane phospholipid scrambling.